Messenger RNA from Corvus hawaiiensis (hawaiian crow), 910 nucleotides. Its product is annotated as structure-specific endonuclease subunit SLX1-like. NCBI's taxonomy places the organism in Eukaryota, Metazoa, Chordata, Aves, Passeriformes, Corvidae. Bases 13 to 783 code for a protein of 256 amino acids. The transcript is spliced from 5 exons. The record is from RefSeq and is a predicted model, not a curated record. Gene Ontology annotation, biological process: double-strand break repair via homologous recombination. Gene Ontology annotation, cellular component: Slx1-Slx4 complex. Gene Ontology annotation, molecular function: crossover junction DNA endonuclease activity; 5'-flap endonuclease activity.
UGUGGGCCGGCGAUGGCCGCCAUGCGCGCCGUGUAUUUGCUGCGCUCCGCCGCCCCCCGGGGCCGGGCCCGGGGCCGCAUCUACGUGGGGUUCACGGUGGAUCCGCGGCGGCGGCUCCGGCAGCACAACGGGGGCCGCAGGAGGGGCGGGGCCCGCAGGACCAGCGGCCGAGGGCCCUGGGAAAUGGAAUUGUUCGUCCACGGCUUCCCCUCCGACGUCGCCGCCCUGCGGUUCGAGUGGGCGUGGCAACACCCGAACUCCUCCCACCGGCUGCUGGCCCCGCCCCCUCGCCGCCCUCGGGAGCAGCCAAUCAGCUUCGCCCUCCGGCUCUUGCCCCGCCUCCUCCGGGCCCCGCCCUGGUCCCGCCUCCCGCUCCGCGUCCGCUGGCUCCGCCCAGCCGGCCCCGCCCUGGAGCUGGCCCCGCCCCCUCACGUGGUGCAGGAGGAAGGGGCGGGGCUCCCGCGCCUUAAAAGGAGAAAGGGGCGGGGCUUGGAGGUGGAGAGGACCGGGAGGGGGUGUGGCCUGUGCGGGGAGGUGCAGGCCACGCCCCUUCUGCGCUGUCCCCGCCCCCGGUGCUCCAUGGCCGCCCAUCCCCCCUGCCUGGCCCGGCUCUUCCUGGCCCCGGAGCCGCUGCAGCUGCUGCCACUAGGGGGCGCCUGUCCCGGGUGCCACGCCCACCUCCUCUGGGGGGAUCUGAUUCGUCGUUGCCUGGGGGAGGCGGAGCCUGAAGAGGAGUGGGUGGAGCCCGAUGACGUCAUCAUCCCAAGCUCCGCCCCCACGUGAGGCCACGCCCGCAGGAAGAUUUGAUUUUUAUUGUUCUCAUUAAUUUAUUUCUAAUAAAAGUUGUUAAACUCUAAUUAAAUAAGUUAGAAGAGGCGGGGCUUGAUUUGGCCACGCCCCCAUGAUGUCA